This is a messenger RNA of Metarhizium robertsii ARSEF 23, 594 nucleotides long. RefSeq lists its product as uncharacterized. The transcript has a single exon. The record is from RefSeq and is a predicted model, not a curated record. Bases 1 to 594 code for a protein of 197 amino acids. NCBI's taxonomy places the organism in Eukaryota, Fungi, Ascomycota, Sordariomycetes, Hypocreales, Clavicipitaceae.
AUGCCCUUCCAACGCUCUCGCCGUGCCAACCUAGCUCACCGGCCUCGACCAUCAACGGCCUGCCAUGUCACCAAAUCUCCUCAAGGCAAAGGAGCCGAUUGCAAGCGGGAAGAAGAUGGCUACAACGUCGAUGAUGCCAACUCCUUUCCGUAUGUGAAUACAUAUCCGUCUUCGUCGUCUCCAUCUUGCUGUGACGACAGCACAGACUGGGUCAUAGUCCAGACAGACGGUGCCCCACAAUCCAACUGCAGUGACGACCUGCACAGCUCCGGACCUGCGCAGGAACUGACGGCAACCAACGUUCAACUCUUCGAUAAUUUAAACAGCACUUCUGCCAGCAUUUGUGCCGCCGGUGAUAAUGAUGGCCGUCGCCGAUGCCACCGCCGAAGGCCAAAAUACCGCCGAGGUAGUGCCAAGACAAAUGCCUCCGUCGCUACGCGAGAGUCUCAUCAGGCUGAGAAUGAACAACAUCUUGACCCGUGGGCCCCGAUAAGCGUCGACUCUUAUGAGUUCGAUGUCUUUGCCGUUGGAGCAUGGGCAAUGGAAGGGGAGACUGGGCUAGAGCCAACAUACAACUACCCAAGAACAUUCUAA